Messenger RNA from Elaeis guineensis (African oil palm), 1719 nucleotides. RefSeq names its product SUPPRESSOR OF GAMMA RESPONSE 1. Gene Ontology annotation, cellular component: nucleus. Gene Ontology annotation, biological process: regulation of DNA-templated transcription. Lineage: Eukaryota; Viridiplantae; Streptophyta; Magnoliopsida; Arecales; Arecaceae. The record is from RefSeq and is a predicted model, not a curated record. Gene Ontology annotation, molecular function: transcription cis-regulatory region binding; DNA-binding transcription factor activity.
CAAGUCUACUCGUCCUCUUGCUUCCCCCAACCCUAAAACGCGGAGCGCGUCCGGCGAGCGUCUAAUCAUCGCGUCACCCUCUUCAAAAUCCGGCAACCCUACUUACCUGGGGGAGCCCAUCGAUCAUUGCCAACACCUCCGAUCGAUCACUGACUCGUUAGAGAAUGACUGGACCAUCAUGGCUGAUUGACAGCAAAAGAAUUGCUACAAAGAUAAAAAAUGCAUCUGAACCAGUGGAUUCUAGCAGAUACAAAUGGAUGAGUAACCCAACUAAAGCUUGCCCGAGGUGCAACCACAUAAUAGAUAAUAGCGAUGUUGUCCAGGAAUGGCCUGGCUUACCUAGAGGGGUGAAAUUUGAUCCAUCUGAUCAAGAGUUGCUCUGGCAUUUGCUGGCAAAAGUUGGACAAGGGGAUGCAAAACCUCAUCCUUUCAUCAAUGAAUUCAUUCCAACGGUUGAGGAAGGUGAUGGAAUAUGUUACACCCAUCCUCAGAAACUUCCAGGAGUCAAGCAAGAUGGAAGUGUGUCCCACUUCUUCCAUAGAACUUUCAAGGCAUACAACACUGGUACUCGAAAGCGUCGAAAGAUAAAUAGUGAUGACCUCGGGGAUGUCCGCUGGCACAAGACUGGCAAGACCAAACCAGUAAUUAUGGAUGGAAAACACCAAGGUUGUAAGAAAAUAAUGGUUCUGUAUAUGAGCACCAUAAAGGGUGAGAAACCUGAGAAGACAAAUUGGGUAAUGCACCAAUACCACCUUGGCACGGGAGAGGAUGAGAAGGAUGGCGAGUAUGUUGUCUCUAAAAUAUUCUAUCAGCAACAGUCCAAGCCAGGUGAUAAGAAUGGACAAGACCUGACCCUGGAGAUUGUGGAAGCUGUUGUUGCAGAAGUAGACCCUGUAGCCAAUCCUAAAUCAGUUUCCUCUGAAUGUCAUGUUGGUAAGCAAGAUCCUGCUCAUAGCCCUGAGCAGACAUCUGAUCAGGUAAAGAUGUACCAUGAGAACAGAGUUGAAGAACAUAAUGCACCACUUGAGUGUGAAAAGUUUGAUGAUCAAGAUAACCACCCAACUGGAGAUUUGAAAUGGUGGGAAGGUGAAUCACAGUUUUUGUUAGAUUCUCAGCAGCUAGCAGAAGGAAUUGCAAUUUGUGAUGAGUUUCUUCUGAGUCAGUCUUCAUGUGGUGGGGAUGAAGCAAAAAAGAGCAGACCUCGCUUAUCAGAUUAUGCUCACAUGGGUGCAGAGGACUUGAAAAAGGAUUUAGAAGCGUGCCAAAAUCUGAGCAAUUAUGAUCGCUCAAACAUUGAACUUGAUCCACCCCAAGAUUUUCGACUAAGCCAACUUGAAUUUGGAUCACAGGACAGCUUUCUGGCUUGGGGUGGGAGCAAACUUGCAGAUUGACUGAAGUCACUUCUUUCUUCUACUUUGCCUGAUAUAUCAACAAGCAGCUGUAAUUUUGUGAAGCAAAUAUCCAGAUUGAUUAUGUGUUGUAUUUUCUACUUUGCCUAAUUUAUUGUAACGCAGCUGCAAGUUUUGUAAAUUUUGUCACGUUGCAUUGUAUUGCACCUAGCAGUGUGUUUUGUAAAGAUGCCAAACAGGCAUCUGUACAUAUAUAUCAUGCAAACUGUGAGAACGUCAUCAGCACAGGUGGUAACAAAUCUUAAGGCAAUAACUUAUUUGAGCACUCUAUGUUCAGUAGAAUGGAGAUGCACUAAAAAGAUCAAAUUAG